AUGGAACAAAACAUUGCGCCUCAAGACAGGUCAAGUCCAGUCGCCGGUAAGAUUGCUGUUGCUCGUACUUCAAUGCCGCUGUUUUUCAGUAUCGAUCAGGUUCUUAAAGGACGCAAAUCAACCUACACCAUCGUCAAGGAACUCUACAGGGCUGUAGACGAAGGUGCUGUAUAUCUAGCCAGGUAUGACCUCACUGUAACCGCCCCACCUCGUGUUUGCUUGUCUUGCCCACGAACUCCUUUUAAUUUGAUACUGGAUCAAAACGAAAGCAAAUGUAUUGUUAAGAGCGUUCGCGGCCAUUGGCGCCUACAGAACGAAGCCAAUGUUCUCGAACGCUACCAGUCGAAAACCCCAUUUCUUCGCCCUAUUAUUGAUGAGAUUAUAAGGCCUACCGAUCCACCGUCCCUUAUUCUAAGGCAUUUGGACAGUGAACUUCUUACUGAAUCAAAGAAGAAGCGAUUAACGCGCCCUGAAAUCAAGCAAGUAGCUCAGUGUAUUCUUAAGGCCCUCCUUAUCCUCCAUAAGGAUGGAAUGGUCCAUACAGAUUUGAAACUAGACAACGUUUUUGUCAACUAUGGUCAAAACAAGCAGCGCUUCUCAGAAAUUCAGCUUGGUGACUGUGGGGGUGUAGUCUCCAAAGACUCAAGCUUCGCUAGAGAGGGCCAUCCCAUUGGUGCUACCUUUACACGUAGCCCAGAAGCUCUAUUACAGCUUUCCUGGGGUACAUCAACUGACGUCUGGUCAUUCGGAAAUGCAAUCCUCAGCCUUGUGCAUGGAGGUGGUUACCACCACUUUGAUCCUGGCUGGGAAGGAAUUAAACCAGAACAUCAGGACUACGAGAUCACAGUUCUAAAGAGAAUGUACCACGCACUUGGCCCGUUCCCACCAUCAAUUGCCGAGAUCCUUGACCCCGAAUCCUUCGAGGUUAUCCACUUCCUUAAUCGGCAAGGACCUCCGCAAAAGCCACUUCAACAGUGGUCGACGAAGAAGAUCCCUUCUGCUGAUAAUGAUUUCAUAAGGCGUAUAUUGAAACUAGACCCUCGGGAUAGGCCGACAGUGGGGGAGAUUCUUGAGGAUGAAUGGUUUAAAGAGGAAUCGGAUGAUACUCGGGAAUCUAUACCUCAGGAUGCAAACAGUUCAAUAGAUGAGGUUGACAACUAG
Colletotrichum navitas is the source of this 1161-nucleotide messenger RNA. Its product is annotated as serine/threonine protein kinase. Gene Ontology annotation, cellular component: nucleus; cytoplasm. The record is from RefSeq and is a predicted model, not a curated record. The transcript is spliced from 3 exons. Gene Ontology annotation, molecular function: protein serine/threonine kinase activity; ATP binding. The coding region runs from base 1 to 1161 and encodes 386 amino acids. Lineage: Eukaryota; Fungi; Ascomycota; Sordariomycetes; Glomerellales; Glomerellaceae. Gene Ontology annotation, biological process: intracellular signal transduction; protein phosphorylation.